Synchiropus splendidus (mandarinfish) is the source of this 4171-nucleotide messenger RNA. RefSeq names its product inactive ubiquitin carboxyl-terminal hydrolase 53. Gene Ontology annotation, cellular component: cell-cell junction. Gene Ontology annotation, biological process: protein deubiquitination; sensory perception of sound; response to auditory stimulus. Gene Ontology annotation, molecular function: cysteine-type deubiquitinase activity. NCBI's taxonomy places the organism in Eukaryota, Metazoa, Chordata, Actinopteri, Syngnathiformes, Callionymidae. The transcript has 18 exons. Bases 479 to 3433 code for a protein of 984 amino acids. The record is from RefSeq and is a predicted model, not a curated record.
UCUGGUUCGGUGCUUCAGGUGUCGGUCGCUGCUUAGUCCUGCGUCCUCACACUAGCCCCUUUUUUAAACACGCAGAGCUGUUACGACGGGUGAACAGGGAUUUAAAAUAUAUGGAAAAGGUUUACAACACAAAAAUACACCCUGUGAAAUAAGUUUUGGCCGACAGAGAGCACUUUUUCCCUAUGGACGUUCUGUUACUGAACACCGUUUCUCCGUUCAACAGACAGACUUCUCUCUGCGUCGCUCUGGAUGUCAAACGGUUCACUUUGUCCCAGUAGUGGAUUUUACUUUUGGGAUAUACACCGCUUUAGAGCUGGUGGACCAAGAGUCAACUCAAACUGGAAUAAACUUUGAAGUGAUGGAUUCAACUAUGAACAUUGGUAUUUCUGUAUGGAUAGAUUUCCUGACGCCUGUGGAAUAACUUCAGCCUCCGUGGUCUCAGUCACCCCACUUGCUCAAGGACAGACUCCACUAACCAAUGGCAUGGGUGAAGUUCUUCAGGAAGCCCGGCCGCAACCUAGGGAGGUCUUACCAGCCAGGGAGCAUGUUGUCUCUUGCUCCCACCAAAGGACUAUUGAAUGAGCCGGGCCAGAACAGCUGUUUUCUCAACAGUGCUGUGCAGGUCCUAUGGCAACUGGACAUCUUUCGGCGAAGCCUGAGGCAGCUUCCUGGCCACUUCUGUCAAGGAGAGUCGUGCAUCUUUUGUGCAUUAAAGGGUAUUUUUUCCCAGUUCCAGCACAGUCGGGAACGUGCGCUACCCUCAGACAAUCUGCGUCAUGCCCUGGCAGAGACCUUUAAGGAUGAACAUCGCUUCCAGUUAGGCUUCAUGGAUGAUGCUGCAGAGUGUUUUGAGAAUAUUCUGGAGAGGAUCCACUUGCACAUUGUCCCUGAAGAAACAGAUGCCUGCACUUCAAAAUCUUGCAUUACCCAUCAGAAGUUUGCCAUGUCGCUUUAUGAGCAGUCUGUGUGCUGCAGUUGUGGUGCUUCCUCAGACCCACUUCCGUUUACAGAGCUGGUGCAUUAUGUUUCCACCACUGCCCUCUGUCAGCAGAUGCCCCUAUGCAAAGAUGAAUCAUUUGGAGAGCUGUUACAGGCUGCAUGCACUGUUGGAGACCUUCGGAACUGUCCUAGCAACUGUGGUCAGAGGAUCAAGAUCAGACGCGUGCUAAUGAAUUCUCCAGAGAUUGUCACCAUUGGUUUCGUCUGGGAUUCAGAGCAGUCAGAUCUCACUGACGAUGUCAUCCGGUCACUGGGGCCUCAUCUCAGCCUUUCUGCUCUGUUCUACAGAGUGACUGAUGAACAUGCCAUGAAGGGAGAACUGCUGCUUGUAGGGAUGAUAUGCUUCUCCAGUCGCCACUAUUGUGCCUUCGCCUUUCACACCAAAUCAUCCAAGUGGGUCUUCUUUGAUGAUGCCAACGUAAAGGAGAUUGGCUCUCGGUGGAAAGACGUAGUUGGCAAGUGCAUUAAAGGACAUUUUCAGCCUCUACUACUCUUCUAUUCCAAUCCCGAUGGCUGUUCUAUCGUGUCAGAGGAUGCCACCAGACAUCACAACAGUCGGCACAAGACCCCCAACAGCGUAGCGCAAGAUGGCCACAUUAAAGUUCCAAAGAUGAUGAAUCUGAACCGAGAAAAUCUAAGUGCUCUGCUGGGACAAAACUCCCACAAGCACCUUUCUACCUUGAACAGGGGCAAUGACCAGUCAAGCGGUAAACAGGGACAAGUGAAAAUAAGCAGCAAUGCGAGGUAUCACCCGAAGGAUAUUUCUCGGGAAGCUGCUGCAAGAGCAGGAGAGGUGCGGGUGCAUCAUCAUUCCAGGAGGGAGCCUAGUGAAAGAGGUCCGCUAAGACCUGACUCACAUUAUAGAGGUUCUCCAAAGAGGCUCUACUCUCGCUCCAUCUCUCCCCCAGAAAAUGGCUUUAAGCAUCAAUUGGAGCCUCGUUUGUAUAGUAGCCAGGGAAAAGGCCCCACACGGACUGAUCGUUCCACUCACUAUGCUCCAAGAGGAUCUUAUGAACCUUUACAGUCAAGAUUACGUGUGUUGCCCAGUUCAUCUUGUAGCAGCAGUGGUCUUCAUAGAGGAAAACAGGAACUGGUGCCUAAUGGUUAUGACACUGACAGCAGCCAGGACUCGAGAGAGCGGUCUAGCACCUUAGGUAGCAGCCGAGGCCGCUCCAUCCACAGUCGUGGAAGUCAGCCGUGGAAGCCCACGCGAGAGGCUCUAAAUGUGGAUAGUGUUUUAAGAGGCAGUACUGGAAAUCAGGAGCUGUACAGUCUCCGAGGUACACAAAGGAGUCAAUCCCCAUCCAGAAACAGAGAUAUGACAUGGAGACACCGGGAUGAUCGUAAACCCAAAAGUCUGAUGACCAUUUACGAAGACGAGCAGAGGCACGAUGUUGGUAGCAGCCGAAGCUCGCUUGACUCUGAUGGCCCUGUUGGAUACAGCGAUAAAGAUUCUACGAAAAGCACUCUUAAAACUCGGAUUGACAACUGGAAGAUUCAGAGAACUGAAUCAGGAUAUGAAAGCAGUGACAGACUCAGUAACAAUUCUACUAAUCUGGAAUCUCCAGUGGUAGAGAACCUUUUUUCCAAGGAUCUGCAGCCAAUAUCUGAGCUGCAUCUGACCAGAGAUCUUUUUCCGCCAAGAAGCAUAGAUGAUUCUAAUGCUGACUUACUGCACUCUGCAUAUUCCUCUGGUUCACCAGAGUCCCACUAUCUCACCAAUCAACCACUACAGAGAAGAAGAGCAUUCCGCUACACUCCAGGAGUCUUCGAUAAUGGUGGUUCUUCUGACUUAACCAAGACAAGCACUUCUGAGUGGAACAGACCCUUCACUGAACUGGAUGAACCAACAGCUCACAGAGACCCCUUUACUGACACCCACCCCCCACCUCUGCCUCCUAAGACUUACUUCAAUAGUUGCCCUGACCCUCCGGGGGCCUUCCCUGACUCGUCUGUUUUCUUGAGCCCUCACCAUGAACCCAAAAAGGGACACCCGGCAAUGUUGCACACUGCAUGCCGAAACUGGAUGGAGACUCCUGCAGAGCAAAGACUUUCCUCAGAUUCUAGCUCUAGGUCGUCCGACCAGGAGCGGACCUCUGCCAGUGAGUGUGAUGAGAGGUUACCCAGCCCUGGAUUACAAGUUCCAGAUUCUCCGACUCAGACUGACAUUGCUCAGCCAACAACAUACUUCUCAGUGGACAACUGCAUGACAGAAACAUACCGCGCCAAAUACCACAAGAAACCUGCUGCACAAACAAAGGUGGAGGAGAACUCAUCAUCUGGGGAGAGUGAUGGAGACCAGAGAGGCGUUUCUGUGUCAGAGAAGGGCACCUCCCGGACCCGAAAGGAAACAGAUUUCCCCCUUGUGGUGAAAACUGCUGCUAAGUGGAACCCUGUGAGUCCAAAAGGGCUGGAUGAGCAUGGGUUCCUCUGAUUUGAAGACAGUGGAGACCAAGUGCUGACAGUGCUGAUGCCUUGUCUGAGUAUUUGUUGUUAUUGAUUUAUCUGCAAAAACACAAAUGCUGCCAUUGUUUACACCAGUUGAAUCUUUGUGCCGUAUGAUUUAACGUUCACCAAGUGCUACUUUAAAAUCCACACUACAUAACCCCAGUUUGCAGUUCCCCUUUUUGUAAGGUAUAGCUCAUUGUGAUUGAGGCCGAAACACUCGACACGGCAGUCAAUCUUACUGUGUGAAGGCAAUUAUUAAAUUUGCCCUGAACACUAGUAGAUGUGAAUUAUCUCUUGCAAAGUGCCUUUUCUACAGUUACACACAAUGCAAUUAGAGCAAAAAUUUGUUACUUUUUUUGUUGAUUUUUAUUUUUUGUAACAUUUGCUCAGAUUUAUUUUUUUAAUAGUUUGCUUGUUAAAUAAACAAAAGUGAUUGAAAAGAAAACGUUUGGAGUUUGUUGAGCCUGUUAGAAGGCAUGCGAAUGCAUUUGCUGCCAUCUGCUGGUUAAGGUUAUCUUUGCAGUUAAAAUACCAAUUGUCGGGAAAAACUGGAGAGAGCGAAAUCCAAUUGGCGUUGAACAUCGAUAAAUAAUUUCAUAUUAAAAUACGUUUAUGGCUGUGACAAAUGUACACACACAUUAUUGUCUGUAACAUCUGUUUGUGCAUAAUUGCUCCUGCUUCCUGAGUAGUUGCUUUCUAUUUGAGAAGUUUACUGCUGUAGCCA